AUGAGCGUCGUCGCGCUCCAACCACCUCCUGCGGCACCGCACCCAGCGGUCGAGCCCAAGAGCUGUCUUGAUUCCCUUCUCUCCCGCCAUCUGGCCUCUACUCCUCGUCUCUAUCCACCUCUCAGCAGAAAUGAAUCUCCUCUUGGUCAUCCUCUCUACGUCUCGAAUACUCCAGAUCCGCCGAGUAAUAGUAUUUUUGGGACCAGUACCCCGACCUCGGCGACUGUUCCAAGCAGCGACCUCAGCAAUACUCCAGCUAGCGCUACUUCAACCGGCACUCCAAAUUCUACUCCAAAUGGCAGCGAAGGCACUCCCCCAACGAGGACUCCUACACGCACUUCGUUAGCCACCCCGAUUCACACUCUACUCAGCACUGUUAUCAGCAAUGCCCCGAUAGGUGGUCAAACCGAUGGUCUGACGGCUACUCCCACGGCCUCUCCAGCGCCUCCUUCAGAUGGUCCAGGUUUAUCCCCCGCCGUCAUCGCAACCAUUGUCGUCUCUACUGUGACGGUAAUCGGCGUGCCCUUGUGGCUGAUACGAUGCUACCGAUGGCGCAAAUCACGAGCGACGUCUCCCGUGGAAGGAAACGCCCCGCCAAAACGCAACGAGUCUGUUGUCAUGGGGUAUACUGAGCUACUAGGUUCGACGCAGAUGAGGCACGAAAUGCUGUCACACACGCCGCCAAACGCCCCAUUGCCGCUGUACAUUAACACGAUAGCCGAGAUUGAUUCAGACCCCCUCCGAAAGACACCAGAAGUGUCUCCCGAGGACGUAUCUCCGGAGGAUGCCAUCAGCCAAGCAAUGUCGUUCAGUACAACGACGGCCGUCUCUCGUCCAGAGCCGCCGCAAGCCGCGGACGAGGAAGAGGCCCAUACAGAGGCGGCCGAGGACUCUUCAGGGGCCGCAGCGGAUGCGGAGGCAGAGCUAGAAAUGCUUCGGAACAGACAAAAGGAGCUGGAAAGGAAGAGGCAAUACCUUCAAAAAAUUCAGGAGAUUGACGAGGAGGAGGCGCGGCUUCAGGAACGGAUUGACGAGCUGCAGCAGCAAUAUCAACCGCCUGAGAAAUAA
Messenger RNA from Metarhizium acridum CQMa 102, 1068 nucleotides. The record is from RefSeq and is a predicted model, not a curated record. Lineage: Eukaryota; Fungi; Ascomycota; Sordariomycetes; Hypocreales; Clavicipitaceae.